This is a messenger RNA of Electrophorus electricus (electric eel), 831 nucleotides long. Lineage: Eukaryota; Metazoa; Chordata; Actinopteri; Gymnotiformes; Gymnotidae. The record is from RefSeq and is a predicted model, not a curated record.
AUGGAACUGGCAGUACAUGGCAUCGCAUGUGUCUCAUUGGGUGGUAUCACUGCCCCAGAGACCCACCACCACUACAGCCCUACCCCAGAGACCCACCACUACUACAGUCCUGCCCCAGAGACCCACCACCACUACACCCCUGCCCCAGAGACCCACCACCACUACAGCCCUGCCCCAGAGACCCACCACUACUACAGUCCUGCCCCAGAGACCCACCACCACUACAGCCCUGCCCCAGAGACCCACCACCACUACAGCCCUGCCCCAGAGACCAACCACCACUACAGCCCUGCCCCAGAGACCCACCACCACUACAGCCCUGCCCCAGAGACCCACCACCACUACAGUCCUGCCCCAGAGACCCACCACCAGUACAGUCCUGCCCCAGAGACCCACCACCAGUACAGUCCUGCCCCAGAGACCCACCACCACUAUAGUCCUGCCCCAGAGACCCACCAACAGUACAGUCCUGCACUAGAGACCCACUACCACUACUGUUCUGCCCCAGAGACCCACCACCACUACUGGCCUGCCCCAGAGACCCACCACCACUACAGUCCUCCCCCAAAGAUCCACCACCAGUACAGUCCUGCCCCAGAGACCCACCACCACCAGUACAGUCCUGCCCCAGAGACCCACCACCACUACAGUCCUGCCCCAGAGACCCACCACCACUACAGUCCUGCCCCAGAGACCCACCACCACUACAGUCCUGCCCCAAAGACCCACCACCACCACUACAAUCCUGCCCCCCCCAAGCACUGCAGACUGCCAAAUGCACACUGCACAGCACUGCACACUGCCAAGCCUACUGCAUAUGUUACCCAGUAA